This is a messenger RNA of Phyllostomus discolor (pale spear-nosed bat), 1548 nucleotides long. RefSeq names its product mediator complex subunit 27 (gene MED27). Gene Ontology annotation, biological process: regulation of transcription by RNA polymerase II. Gene Ontology annotation, molecular function: transcription coactivator activity. The record is from RefSeq and is a predicted model, not a curated record. The transcript is spliced from 8 exons. Gene Ontology annotation, cellular component: mediator complex. NCBI's taxonomy places the organism in Eukaryota, Metazoa, Chordata, Mammalia, Chiroptera, Phyllostomidae. Bases 32 to 967 code for a protein of 311 amino acids.
GCUUGGGAGAGCCCGCUGUGGCGGCGGCAACAUGGCUGACGUGCUAAGUGUCGGCGUGAACCUGGAGGCAUUUUCCCAGGCCAUUAAUGCCAUCCAGGCGCUGCGCUCCAGCGUGAGCAGGGUGUUCGACUGCCUGAAGGAUGGCAUGCGGAACAAGGAGACGCUGGAGGGCCGGGAGAAGGCCUUCAUCGCGCAGUUCCAGGACAACUUGCAUUCAGUCAACCGGGACCUCAACGAGCUGGAGCGCCUGAGCAACUUGGUGGGCAAGCCGUCCGAGAACCACCCGCUGCACAACAGCGGGCUGCUGAGCCUGGACCCCGUGCAGGACAAGACGCCCCUCUACAGCCAGCUCCUGCAGGCGUACAAGUGGUCGAACAAGCUGCAGUACCACGCGGGCCUGGCGUCCGGCCUUUUGAACCAGCAGUCCCUGAAACGCUCUGCCAACCAGAUGGGCGUCUCUGCGAAGCGCAGACCCAAGGCCCAGCCCACCACCCUGGUCCUACCACCGCAAUACGUCGACGACGUGAUCAGCCGCAUCGACAGGAUGUUUCCAGAGAUGUCCAUCCACUUGUCCAGACCCAACGGGACCUCAGCGAUGCUUCUGGUGACCCUGGGGAAGGUGCUGAAAGUGAUCGUGGUCAUGCGGAGCCUGUUCAUCGACCGGACGAUCGUGAAGGGCUUCAGCGAGAACGUCUACACGGAGGACGGCAAGCUGGAUAUAUGGUCCAAGUCCAACUAUCAAGUGUUCCAGAAGGUGACGGACCACGCCACCACCGCCCUGCUGCACUACCAGCUGCCCCAGAUGCCGGACGUCGUGGUCAGGUCCUUCAUGACCUGGCUGCGGAGCUACAUAAAGCUGUUCCAGGCCCCCUGCCAGCGCUGCGGGAAGUUCCUGCAGGACGGCCUGCCGCCCACCUGGAGGGACUUCCGGACCCUCGAGGCCUUCCACGACACCUGCCGGCAGUGACCGGGCCGCCCCGCCCCACCCCGGGCCUCGGGGUGGCAGACGCAUCAUUCACUGCCCGGUGUCACUGCAGGGCCCCCAGCCCCCAGCCCCUGUCGUAGAACAGCGUGUCGUCCGUGGGGCCGGCCGAGCCCCUGGAGGAACGGACUUGUCUCUGUGCCGAUGAGACCCCUCGCAGGCGGGUGGAGGGCAAAGACAACCUCGUUAGAACGCAGCACGGGGCCCGGCCGGGGGCUCCGCGGGUUGGAGCGUCGUCGCAGUGCACCAAGGUCGUGGGUUCAAGCCCCGGUCAGGGCACACGCUGGAACCCACCAGUGAGUGUGUCGAUGAGUGAACAACAGAGCGAGGUUCCUCUCUCUCUCUCCCCACCCCCCUUCCCCCCCUCUCUAAAAUAAGCCACACAGCACGUCCUCCCGAGUACGUGAGCAGUGCCGUGACCUGGCCCCGGGGAUCCGGGCUCCGAGCCACUCCCACGAGCCCGGAGGUGCAAGCGAGCCCUCGUGAGCAUGCGCGUGGCCGGGCUGGCUGUCGGUCCUGCCCUGGGACUUGUUUUUGUGAGCAAUAAACCUCCUCGCCCACCGCAG